AUGCCAUUCUUUGGGGGAUCUUCGGAUUCCGAUGACGAAAGAACGAUCCAUCAAACAACCAAGCUCUUCACUCGCCAACGAUCAAUUCACUCUAUAUUUGGAGGAGGCAAAUUUGCAGAUAUCUUGUUAUGGAGAGAGCCGAAAAUAGCUGCAACAUUGGUGACAGGAGUUAGUCUUCUAUGGUUCUUAAUGGAAGUAGUGGAAUACAAUUUCAUAACCCUAGUUUGUCAUGCGUCCAUGACCUCUAUGCUCCUUUUCUUCAUUUGGUCUACUGCUUCUGAUUUUCUCAAUUGGGAAAGGCCAAUAAUACCAGAAGUGGUACUAGACGAAUCUUCUUUCAAGCAUUUAGCAAGAAGCUUCCAUGUUAGAUUUAAUCAAAUCCUAUCAAAGCUCCUUGACAUUGCUUGUGGAAGAGAUCCUUCACUCUUUUUCCUCACAACGAUCUCACUUUAUAUCCUUUCCAUCAUCGGGACAUAUUUCAACUUUGUAAAUCUUCUGUUCAUAGGGUUUGUAAGCAUGCAAACCUUGCCGGUUAUGUAUGAAUUGUACGAGGAUGACGUGGAUAGAGUGGCGAGUAGGUUAAUGAGGAAGAUGAGGAAGCUCUACAGGAAAGCCGACACGAAUGUUCUUAGCAAAAUCCCAAGGGGAACUGUCAAAAGCAAGAAACUUAUUUAA
Microthlaspi erraticum is the source of this 675-nucleotide messenger RNA. Lineage: Eukaryota; Viridiplantae; Streptophyta; Magnoliopsida; Brassicales; Brassicaceae. The record is from the annotation of a GenBank genome assembly.